CGCCUCAGAGGGAUGUACUUUGUGGCGUUUCUCAACUGCAGCUCAGCUCUGCACUGCAGUUCAGCUCUGCGCUAUAUACAGCGGAUUACUUAAGGACUAUCAUCUAAUUCAACAUGAAUAACUUCUCUUAUACUGCAGAUGGAUCUAAUUAUUCUAUUGCCUUCAACCAAUCCGAUUAUGAUGAUUGGGAUAAUUACUCAGACUGGUCAUCAGAUUCAAGUUCACCCUUUGGUAAAGAACAGCUCAUAUUUAUGGUGAUCUAUAGCCUGGUCCUCCUGUUGGGCGUUCCUGGCAACACCCUGGUCAUCUGGAUCUCUGGAUUUCGCAUGAAGCGCUCUGUCAACACAACGUGGUUCCUCAACCUGGCCGUGGCUGACCUGCUGUGCUGCCUCUCCCUGCCUUUCCUCAUCUCCACCCUGGCCAUGGACUACCACUGGCCCUUCGGCAAUGUGGCCUGCAAGGUGAUCAACGCCCUGAUCUUCCUCAACAUGUUCUGUAGCAUCUUCCUGCUGACCGUCAUCAGCCUAGACCGCCUGUUGCUCGUGAGCAGGCCGGUGUGGUGCCAGAACUGGCGAACGGCCGCAAAGGCCCAGUGGGUCUGCCUGCUGGUCUGGGUUCUGGCGUUGCUGUUCUGCACUCCGCUGUUCAUAUACAGGGUGGAAUUGCAUGACCCCCUGGCCAACAAAAUCCUCUGCCACUCCUCGUACUCGGACUCGGAGGGGGUGGGCUUCGCCGUGUUGCGGUUCCUGGUGGGGUUCCUGGGUCCCUUCGUGGUGAUCGUGAUGUGCCACUAUGUGGUUUACACAAAGGCCAACCAAGGCAGGAGCAAGUCCCACAAGACCCUGCGGGUGAUCUGCGCGGUGGUCCUGGGCUUCUUCGUCUGCUGGUUUCCCUAUCACAUCGUGGGGUUUUUCCUGGCCCUCACACCCAGCAACUCCCCACAGAUGUUCUAUAUUCGCCAAGCGGACAUCUUCUGCCUGUGCUUGGCUUACCUCAACAGCUGCCUCAACCCCCUGCUGUACGUGUGCGUGGGCCGCAGCUUCAAGGACAGCCUGCGGAGGUCCCUCAAGAGCGUGAUGGUGAACUUCCUCUCGGAGGACUCCCAUAAGGCAUCUCUCAGUGGCCCUUCCAUGACCACGAUGACGUCAGACAAGCCCCGGGAAAACUUGUGCUGAAGGGGUGCAGGCAGUCCGAGGGAGACAGAGAGGGGUCCUCAAGAGUUUCAGCAUUUUGUCAGAUUGAUACAUAGAACUUCUACUGCUGUAGGUCACCUGUUGAGCAGACAGUAGAUUGAAAAGAGCUCUGUAUGCUAAAUGAGAAAAUUCCAUGAAAUCAAAAUGAAAUCAAUUCCAUGUGCCUCUUUUUAAGACAUCAAAUACAGAGCAUGAAAAUGUUUGUUCUAUUUAAUGGUAUGUUCCGUAAAAGUUCCAUAUUAGUUGUAGUUCAUUUUUAAAAUAUAAAGUGGUGCUGUAUAAUGGCUCACCCUGUGCAGACCCCAGGCUUCUCUCUCCCUAUCUGUGUGUCUGUGUCUCAUGGAGAGCAAGCUGGGGUCUGCGAAAAGACAAAUU
Molecule: messenger RNA, 1568 nt
Organism: Lepisosteus oculatus (spotted gar)
Lineage: Eukaryota; Metazoa; Chordata; Actinopteri; Semionotiformes; Lepisosteidae
Product: C5a anaphylatoxin chemotactic receptor 1-like
Biological process (GO): phospholipase C-activating G protein-coupled receptor signaling pathway; complement receptor mediated signaling pathway; inflammatory response
Cellular component (GO): plasma membrane
Molecular function (GO): G protein-coupled receptor activity; complement receptor activity
Source: RefSeq, a predicted model, not a curated record